AUGUCUAAGAAUUAGAAUAAUAUAUAAAGCCCUAAAAAUAAUUAAAUAAAGAAUCAAACAUUUUCAUUUAAUCCUAUAGGGAAUGAACUUAUAACAUAAUAAUCUUUAUCAAAUAAUAAUGAUCCUAAUAAGUAAAAGUUAGAUAAUCAAAAGAUGCCUCUUAUAAAAUAGUCUUCAAACUCCAGCAACCAAAAUAAGUAAAGUUUAAUACAGUAGUCAUACUAAACUCCUAAAUAAAAUCAACUAAAUUUGAGUUAAAAUAGCUUUUACAUUCCGAAUAAUUACAAAACUACUGCUGAAACUGUCCCUACUUUAAAUACAAAAAAUAAUUCUACUCAAUAGGCCUUCAAUCCACAAACUUCUUAAUCAUAAUAAUAACAGAACCUUUAAUAGAAUUAACUCUCAAGUAGCAUCAAUUUUUCUAGAUAAUAAUUGAAUUUAUAACAGAGUCAAAAGCAAGUUUAGAAUCUAAGUAUUACUAAUUAAGUACGACAUAAUAAUUCACAAUCAGCAUCGGGAAUUAAAAUAGGGAUAAUUUAAUAAAAUACUCUACCUAGCAGUCCAGUUAAAAUAGGUUCUAUGAGUUCCUUACAAGAUUCUAAUUAUAAGAAAUUAAAUUCAGUGUAAGCUUCUGCCACUAAAGGAGGAGAAUUAUCAUAAAAUAUUGGUAAAAGAAACAACUCAACUAAUAGUAUUAACUUUAACGUUGGUUCAUUAUCAAAUACAUAAAAGUCUUUUUAAGCCUCAAACUAGGCAGGUAAUAGAUAACUAAGCAUUAACUAAAGCACUAUUGAAUUGUAAAAAGAUGAUAUUUUGAUUAAAGACUCUCAAUAUAUUAAAGAAAAAAGAGAGCAAAUCUAUGAAACUUUAAGGAAUUGGUCAAUUUCAGAUGGAGAAAGUAUGGCAGCACUAUUAGAAUCAAACAAUUUAUAACUCUUAAUUUCAAUGUUUAAGUGCUUCUAAGAAGAGUUAGAAAGUAAAUAUAUUUUGCUGCCAUCAACAGAGCGUUCGAGUCUACAAAGAAUAGUAGACAUCCAAAGAUUAUUCAUUAAACAUAUAAAAGAUUUAGUGUCAGUAUUUUAAAAGAAUGCUAAAACUAUAGGAGGCAAGGAUUAAUAUAUAUAAAAUCUUGUCUAGAAUUUAGGAGUUUUUUAAAAAACAAAUGAAAAAUUUAUACAAUAGAUAAAUGAAUACAAAUUGAUUGAUGUAGAAGCUAAUUAAUUUAUCUAAAAGGAAAAGUAAUUUGAAUAAUCUGCUAUAAGUUUAAAUUUUUAGAAUACCAAACUUUAGAGCUAAGUAGAUAGUUUAGUAAAGAAAAUAUAAGAAAUGGAAAGUACUAUUGACAUUGAAGCAUUAAAGAAAGAAAUCGAUAGUUUGAAAAGACUAAUAGAAGACUAAACUUAACAUUUUAAAGAAUAAACAACAUUGAAAGACAAAUAAAUUUCAGUAGCAUAGAUAACUGCUGGAAGUUUGAAAAUUACAAAUCAGAAACUUGAAAAGGAAAUAGCCAUACUAAGAGAUGCAUUCUAAAAGCAUACUAUUCAAAUUAAUACACUUUGUGCUGAAAAUGAAUAGCUUACUGAAGAAAAUAAUUAAUUCAGAGAAAGGCUCUAUAUGCUCUAAGAAGAUAUCUACGGAAAAAAUCUUAGAGCUUAGGAAACUAAAGAGUUAUUGAAAAAAUUUUAAAAUGCUUACAAAAAACUGUAAGAAAAAGUUGAUAGAAUAACCUUAGAAAAAAGUCUUAACAUAGAUCCUCCUGAUAAUCCUGAUUUUGAGGAAGAGGUUAGGUUUUUUGAGACUGUAAGAGCAGUGUAUAAAAACAAUCCUUUGUUUACUAAAAGAAUAAAAAAUGAAUAUGCAGGACUUAAUAUAAUUGAAGUAGAUAAAAAAGUAAAAUAAAAUGAUGAAAAACCAAGGGUAUUUCAAAAUUAGGUAUCAAUCAAUAUUAACAGUAAUGAACCUAAUUUUAAUAUCAACCAUUAUAGAUUCUAUAAAUUUUCUUUUUUUACCUUCUGCUAGCAUAGAUAUGAAUCUAUUAUUAAAAACAAUACUCAAAUCUACAAGUUUAGAAAAGUCACAAAUCUCUUUAUGGGUUAGCUUAGAGGCAUCUUAGAUUCAAAGUGGAAUGAAGCUGUUAGUAUUGAAAACUACCAAUCGUUUUCAGAUUUUUGUGAUUUUACUUAUAGUUGGUUGACUACGUUCUGUGUGGAUAAGCUUUCAAGAAAAAUUGUUUUAAAUCAAGAAUACAAUGAAAUGGAUCAAACCUUAAAAGAAGUUUAUAUAGCUAAUUUUUAUGUUGAUUUAUAUAAUCCUAUUCUCAACAAGCUAUGGGAAGUUAUAACAUUCAGAGAAUUUUUAAGCUCAAAUACUUCAAAUGAUGAGAUUUAUUUUUAUCUUCACUGCAGGAAUUUAAUCUUUAAAGGUCCAUAGUUAGAUUAUAUGGAAUCUACCUUUUAGCCAAUACAUUUUAUUAAAUUUUCUCAUGCUAAAACAAUUGUGGAGAUGGUUAUGUGCAGAUAUGAUCAAGCUAACAUUGAAUUUAUGAUAGGCACUCUGUUUAGAAAAUCAACUAAGAAAAAAGGCUAAUAUUUAAUAGAUUCCUCUCUUGUUUUAAGACUUCUACUUGAAUAUUACAGGGCAGAAAGAGUUCAAAGAUUUAGACUUAUCAAAGAGUUAUUCUUUUCAUAAUAAGGAUAUGAAAUAAAUGGAUAGUUUGCUAUUAACUUUGAUUCUUUUUGUAAAAUCUUUAAUGAUAAUUAUAAAGGUACAACAAAUUUAGAAAAGGCUUAACUUUAUAGAGAUUGUAUGACUAUAGGUAACGGUAUUGUUACUUCUGAUAUAUUUUACGUUGUAGCAACAGAAAGAAAUUUUUUUAUGAAAAACCUUAGAUUAAAAAUGCUUUCUGAGCUACCAGAGUUCGAUAAAAAUACUCUAAAAUUUGAACCUGAUUUUGAUUUUAGAUCCAAAAUGAUUACUAAAUUUUUUGAAGAUUGUAAAAUAAAACUUAAGGGAUGCUUAAAAUACUUAAAAGAUUAUUCAAUGAAUUAAGGAUUAGAAUAAAAUUACAUGAAAGUAAAUGAAUUAAUUGGAUAUGUAGCUGAUUUAAAAAACUUUAAUUUAGAUUCUACAACAAUUCAAGGAAAAAAUCUCCCUCUUUACUUUAGUUAGCUGAUCUCUAAGUCUAUUUAAGUAGCAGAAAUAUAAAUGUAUCAAACUUUCUAAACAGGAGUCAAUGUAGGAGAAAGUGAAAUGAUGGAAUUACUUUUAAAUAGAUUUGAUAAUACUAUGAAUUUUGUAACAGAUUAUUUAGAAACAAAAAGAAGCAGAUUAGAAAUAAAAAAACUAACAAAACUUAAAAAAUUUUAAGUUUGGAUUAAAAAAAAAAUUAGUAAAUGGUAUGGUGUUCUAAAUGUCUUGCUAUUAGCUAAACUUUAAGAAGCACUAAAGCAAGAAAGGUAGUAGUAACUAAAUAAUUAUUGA
Messenger RNA from Tetrahymena thermophila SB210, 3480 nucleotides. RefSeq lists its product as hypothetical. NCBI's taxonomy places the organism in Eukaryota, Ciliophora, Oligohymenophorea, Hymenostomatida, Tetrahymenidae. The record is from RefSeq and is a predicted model, not a curated record. The transcript has 6 exons.